GUCUAUUCUGAAGAACAAUAGCAAUGUGGCUUUUUUUCUUGUUUUUUCGAACAGUUUGUCGUGAAAGCUCCAGGUCAGGAACGGGUGCGUUGACAUGAGGUUGAAUUCUUCCUUUUUUCCUUUUCUUACUCAUUCUUCGUUUUUCUGUCAGUCCCAUUCCCUUUUGAAGACCAAUGUCGGCUAUGCGCCAUUUGCUCGACCUCUGCAAACGCAGAGGGUUUCUCUUCCAGUCUGCAGAAAUUCACGGACACGUCGAUCAGUUCACAGACGAGAUGGUUGAUUCAAAGUUAUCCAAGGAGGGCGCCAUGGUUACUCGGAAGGACAAGGAAAUCCUUCUAGAAGUAGAGCGCAUGGAGAAGAAUACAAUCGUCCUCAAAAGGGAUAACUACAUAUCUCGAUCCUAUCGACCCAUUGACAAGGUUAUCACUACUACUCUUGACGCCCAAAAAACUCCAUCAUCAGCGGAUUUGUCGACUACCCGUCAACUCGUAGAUAAAACCCUAAACGGCACAGGUGUCUUCAUUAAUUAUAUGACUGUUCAACGAUCCCAUCCACAUCUCAAGAUCCCUUUUGGGAUUGCUCAGAUCGGGAAAUCCUUUAGGAACGAAAUCCGUUUGGAGCAUGCUAUUUUCAGGACACCUGAAUUUGAACAGAUGGAGCUAGAGUAUUUUGUGGCUCCUUGGCAGGCUCAGGAGCAAUUUACAGCCUGGAGAAAUUCAGGAUGGAUUGAGGUCGAAGGUAUUGCGAAUCGAGGCGAUUUUGAUUUGAGUAAACAUACAGAAGCUACUGGUAUUAAGCUACAAUACACAGAUGCUGUCCUGAUGCAAGAAAGACAGGCACGUGAGAAGGCCACAGGGAUCAAAGAGACAAGCGUAGAGAUAUUGGAGCGCGAGAGAUUUACACCACAUGUCGUCGAGUCGUCAUGUGGAUUGAAUAGAGCUAUGUUGGCAUUGAUGUUGGAUGCAAUGGAGGUUGUAGAUGAGCACGGGCGAGCAGUGGUGCUGGGAAAUGAGGAUGAGGCCAACAGUGAUAGCAACAAUAAUACAAAGAAGAGCAUUGAUCUCAACAAUAGUAGUAAAGGGAUCCGAACUAUCAUGAAACUGCAUCCUCGUCUAGCACCCAUCAAGGUAGCAGUAAUGCCUUUGGUUUCCAAUAACAAAGAUCUGGUGGAUAUUUGUUCUGAUAUCAGUGGCCAGCUUCGCCAAGAGCUCCAGGUGAACGUAGCAAUGGAGACCCAGAAUACAACGAUUGGCAAGCGAUACUACCGUAUGGAUGAAAUCGGAACCCCUUGGUGUUCACCGUGGAUUUUGAUACGCUCAAUGACCAAACUAGGCGUGUUUUCAAAAAAUGAAGUUCUGGAAAUUGUACGAGAUGGAUUGAGACUAUACCCUCGAAAGAAACCUCAUCCAUAAUCGGCCUUCUCGACGCCAUAAUGAAUGUAUUAAAACAAAAAUAAAUAAAUAAAUAGAUAAAAAAAAAG
Molecule: messenger RNA, 1480 nt
Organism: Lobosporangium transversale
Lineage: Eukaryota; Fungi; Mortierellomycota; Mortierellomycetes; Mortierellales; Mortierellaceae
Exons: 7
Coding region: 174-1412 (412 amino acids)
Biological process (GO): mitochondrial DNA replication
Cellular component (GO): cytoplasm; mitochondrion
Source: RefSeq, a predicted model, not a curated record